AUGUUUGAGCGACGCGCGGCUGAUCGCUAUCAUCUGCGGAUGCACCGAGCCCGCUCGGCAGUGUUGACUACAGAGGAAAUUGUUGAAGUCCGCGCUGCCCAGAGAACCUUUGAAGGCGCUUACGUUCGAACCGCCCUCUCUCAAUUCUCCUUCGCCCUCGUCGUACUUAAGAUUUUCACCGCCGAAUUCUACAGUAUCGGAGCUCUAUUCGCCAUCUACGGCACCGGGGUUCUCAUAAUCGGCCUGUUCCGCCGCUCACAAGGAAAUCGACAGUUCUUUUCAGAGCUCGGAGAGGAUGGUAUCCAUCGGCAUAAGUUCCGCACGAGUGGAAAUGCGGUGGUGGUUCUGACUGCGUUGAGUAUCGCAGCAUACGCGUGCUUAAUUGGUCUGACUCUGAACCUGGGGUCAUGA
Penicillium maclennaniae is the source of this 411-nucleotide messenger RNA. RefSeq lists its product as uncharacterized. NCBI's taxonomy places the organism in Eukaryota, Fungi, Ascomycota, Eurotiomycetes, Eurotiales, Aspergillaceae. Bases 1 to 411 code for a protein of 136 amino acids. The transcript is spliced from 2 exons. The record is from RefSeq and is a predicted model, not a curated record.